CUUCUUCUUCUUCUUCUUCUUCGAGUUUCAGGAGAUAUGGUAAUGUCCAGCCACUGAGAUUUCUGCGUCGUUUUGCGUGUAGUUGUUUUUGCUCGAAUUUUUCGGCGGUUGCGGCGGAGGUUGCUGGCCAAUCGAUUGAUGUUCGGUCGUUUCAAGUGAAGUUCGAAUCGGCGGAUGGAAUCGAUCUGGAACUCCGGCGGAGAGCCUAGCGCGUGGCAUUUCAUUGUCGCCGUCUACUUCGCCUUUGGGUUCGUGACUGUGAGGUUUUUCCUCGAUAGAUGCGUCUUCCGUAAGUUGGCCAUCUGGUUGUUGAGCAGAAGAAAAACUUUGCUGAAACACGAUAAGAAAACAAGUGAAAAAAUAGUGAAAUGUUCAGAGUCCUUGUGGAAGUUGACAUACUAUGGCACCAUAGAGUUUUGUGUUUUGAUAACUGCCUACCGUGAGCCUUGGUUCAAUGAUGUAAAGCAGUACUUCAGAGACUUACUGGACCAAGAGCUGAAGCUCCCUUUGAAACUUAUCUACAUGUGCCAAUGUGGGUUCUACAUGUAUGGCAUUGCUGCACUCCUUGUAUGGGAAACUCGACGGAAGGAUUUCUCUGUGAUGAUGUCUCAUCAUAUUGUGACUUUGAUCCUGAUUGCAUUUUCAUACCUGACAAGGUUCUUCCGUAUAGGAGCUGUUAUUCUUGCAUUGCAUGAUGCCAGUGAUAUAUUCAUGGAAGCUGCAAAGACUUUUAAGUACGCUGAAAUAGAAAUCGGAGCAAGUGUGUCUUUUGGUUUGUUUGCCCUGUCUUGGCUUGUGCUGAGGCUUAUAUACUUCCCAUUUUGGGUCAUAAGAGCAUCAAGUUACCACUCGUGUGAAGUCAUCAACAUGUCGGACCCUUACUAUUGGGGGUUAUACUAUGUCUUCAAUACGAUGUUAUUCACCCUGCUCGGUUUUCACAUCUACUGGUGGAAACUUAUAUGUGCAAUGAUCAUAAAGCAGCUGAAGAGUAAAGGCAAAGUUGGUGAAGAUAUACGAUCAGAUUCAGAAGAUGAUGACUAGUAAGACUAAUCCUUCACAGAGUAGUGCAUGAGCCCGGGAAAAUUUCCCCCUGGUUUCGUAUCAGGUUCGAUUUUGCUAAUCAUUGGUUUACUGAAGAAUUUGAUAGCCGAAAUUCCUACAAACAACACCCUUCUGAUUUCAACUUCCCAUUCAUUUCAUAGGAAAAAAAAAAUGUAGCAUUUUGCCAUUUGAAAAAUAUGUUCUUCCCCUUAGAAUUGAUUGAUGCUUCAUGCAUGAUUUUUCCUGUGAUUAGCGUUAGCCUUCAUGAAAUUGAGCGGAAGAUUUUGCAUUAGUCACCUGAUUCCAACUCAUUGUAUAUAAAUAUCUCACUUUCUCAGUGUUCAGAAUUGUGGUCAAUCUCAUGGUUUAUCUUUUCAUCAUCUUCUAGUGCUGGCUAUUUAAUAUACAUGUUGAGUCUAUGGUUUUCUUUAUUUAGCAGUUAUUCAUUUAUUU
Striga asiatica is the source of this 1494-nucleotide messenger RNA. The record is from the annotation of a GenBank genome assembly. NCBI's taxonomy places the organism in Eukaryota, Viridiplantae, Streptophyta, Magnoliopsida, Lamiales, Orobanchaceae.